UUGUAAUUAAAUAAUAUGUAUAUGCUACUAAGUUGCAUAAGUUCUAUAGUAUUUUUUUAUGAUGAAAACAUUAAUUAAAUGGAAACGAAUUUAAAUGAUCGUCCAAAGCCUUACGUAUGAGCAAUAUGAUCCUAACGAGUAUUUUUAGAAUUCCUGUAUUGUUUGUUUUGAUUUAAGCUUAAAUUUCUCACCGACAGAGCGACUGGAUUCGGCACAUUUUAAUGUAAAAAAUAAAUUGUCAACGAUUCACCUGGCGAUUUUACGUUCACGUUCGACUGUAAUGCGACCUUUACUCUCGGUUGCAGCUUGAGUAAACAUGAACGUAUAAAUGGUAUCUUACAUCAAAAGACAGGACAUUCAAUUUUUCUACUAUUUAGACCUUAAGACAUGUUAAAAUGAUGAAUUAAUUGCAUUCCCUUGUGACUCCCCGCUGAUUAUCAUUUUUCACUGAGAACAAAGCGGGGAAUUACAAUCGAAUACAUUUCCAACAACUCCCUCAAAUAUGGUGACCCCCGAAAGGCGCUUUUCCAUCACACUCUGAUCCCAUUAAUGCACCUUGCGUGAACCAGAUGGUAAAUGUAUCAUCGAAUCAUCGAAUGUCAUGAGAUUUUGGUUUCACGCUUCACAGCGCGACGCUAUUUCGCGGAAUGUCUGGUCGCACGGUGAGUGUUGAUCAAACAAUUUCGCACGAAACCAUGCAUUGUCUAGCGGGUACUGAUCGUUGGCUAGAGAUCGUCCCUGAUAAUCCGCUUGAUCACAUCGUUUGUGUACAAGGUGAUACGAUCACGCCAUUACAGGUUCACACACACGCCAAUGGAAAAGUUGUGAUCUAAAGUUUUAUUUGCAAAUUGACUGAACAAAAGUAGCAGCAUGUCUUCGACGGAAAUAGAGCAAACAGCAGUGUUGGUAGCACAGCUCGCUCAGUUGUGCCUGAACGCCGACAAUGCGGACGUCACCUUUAUCGUGAAGGGGCAACAUCUGCCAGCGCAUCGGAUCAUCCUGGCGACCAGAAGUGAAUAUUUCCGGGCAUUAUUAUUUGGUGCGCUGAAGGAGUCAAAGCAGAAUGAGAUUACACUGGACGUUUCGGUCGACGCGUUCCGGUAUCUGAUGAAGUACAUCUACACCGGCAGUUUGUCGCUGAAACAGAUGAAGAUCGGCGACAUUCUAGAUACACUUGAGCUAGCUCAUCAGUAUGGGUUCAUCGACCUACAGAAGGCUUUAGCAAAUCACCUGGGCAAAGUGAUUGGCAUGAACAAUGUGUGCGUUAUUUUAGAAACGGCUCGUUUACUAGACCUUACCGAACUGUCUUCCACGUGCUACACGUUUAUGGACGGAAACGCGACCAGUAUCAUUCAACCGUAUAAGUUCCGUAGCAUCGCCUACGAGGCCCUGUUCAGUUUAUUGCAGCGGGAUACUUUCGCCGCUGAUGAAGUCGAUAUUUUCAACGCUGUUCAUGGUUGGUGUCGAUGCAAUGAAGCCGAACCGGAUAAAGCUGAGAAGCUUUAUAACUUGGUACGGUUUACGCUGAUGUCUCAGCAGGAGCUGUUGAAUGUGGUGCGUAGUACGAAUGUGCUGAACCCGAACCGUUUGCUGGACGUAAUGGCUGAGAAAGAAAAGCUAACCAUAUUGCCUUUUCGUGGUGUAUCCAGUUUGCCAGAGCAGAUUGUAGACAGUAAUAAGAUUAAGCAGUGCAACGCAUCUUCAUGUUCAUGUAGCCGAAAUGAUAAAAUCGAUUGGAGUUUAUAUGAAUGAGUCAACGGUAUCCAAGUGGAGGGAAGGAGGGAAGGCCGGAACUAUUAUUACCAAACAAAGUGUACCGUAGAAGUAUCAACCGAUAAAAUAGCGUUGGAUCGAAGGUGCCAAAUCGAAGGUGUGACUCUCCAAAUUUGACCCAUUUUGGGAUAAGGAUAUUGUUCGUUACAUUCGUAUUGCGCAAGCUAAAGAUGUGUCUGAAGUUGGAGUGAUUAAAGCCAUGUUUCAUAAACCUAACUGUGGCUGUAAGACUUGAUGAGCGAAAUGGCAAAAUGUAAUCGAUCCUUUUAUUGAUGUAGAAGAUAGUUCUGACAGUUGAAGAUGCGCCUCGACCUCAACCGCAUACCCGAAUAACACGAAUAAUGAGUUAAAGUAUAUUAUUUUAUCACGAAUUCCUGAACUUUUUUUUUUUAUUUGUGUUAUGUUUUAGUAAAACCUAGCUAGUUUUAAUCAACUUUAUGUUUUGUCUUUAUGUUUGAAUGUUUUAUGUAAGCCGGUC
Molecule: messenger RNA, 2251 nt
Organism: Anopheles merus
Lineage: Eukaryota; Metazoa; Arthropoda; Insecta; Diptera; Culicidae
Product: BTB/POZ domain-containing protein 9-like
Exons: 2
Coding region: 871-1752 (293 amino acids)
Biological process (GO): adult locomotory behavior; circadian behavior; modulation of chemical synaptic transmission
Molecular function (GO): protein binding
Source: RefSeq, a predicted model, not a curated record